AUGUCGUACCUCCUCAACAAAGCCACCAGCGCCGCCAAAAGCGUGCAGAGCACCGUGGUCAGCACAACCCACCACCUCCCUGACAGCGUCACCAGCAGAUUCGGCUUCGAGAGCGUCACCAACGCAGUGACGAGCAUCGUCGCCACCAAGGAGGAUACCACCCGGCCCCCCAAGCACCACCGAUACUCCAGCUCGGCGCCCGUCUCGGAGGGGAACACCGUCAAAUUCCAUGUCUGUGGGUAUGCGUACUUCUGGGCCGUCUCGGAAGCGCUGGAGAAGGCCACCGAGUCGGUUUGGAUCCUGGGCUGGUGGGUUUCUCCUGAGGUAUAUCUCCGGCGACCACCCUCCGAAAAUGAAAAGUACCGACUCGAUCGCAUGCUGCUGGCCGCGGCGGAGCGCGGCGUCAAGGUCAACAUCAUCGUGUUCAAGGAGGUUCCUCAGUUCAUGUACCUCUCGUCGCACCACACCCAACGCGCUCUGGAGGCACUGCACCCCAACAUCGCCGUCUUCCGCUAUCCGGACCACUACACCGGCGCCAAGGGCGUCCUGUCGUCGACGAAGAGCCUGCUGCAGAACACUCUCGCCGCCGGCGCCGCCAAUCUCGGGAAAGUGUCGGACGAGUCGCUGCAGAACCUGUUCGCCCUGGCCGGCGGACCGACCCUGCUGUGGGCGCACCACGAGAAACUGGUCAUCUGCGACCGCCGCCUUGCCUUCGUGGGCGGCAUCGACCUCGCCUACGGCCGGUGGGACACGGUCCAGCACCCCAUCGCCGACGCCCACCCGGGCAACCUCGACGACAUCGUGUUCCCGGGCCAGGACUACAACAACGCCCGCGUCAUGGACUUCAAGAACCUCGACGACUGGCAGCGCAACAAGCUCAGCCGUCUGACCACGUCGCGCAUGGGCUGGCAGGACAUCUCCGUCAGUCUCGUCGGGCCGACGGUCGCGGAUCUGUGCCGGCACUUCGUCGACCGCUGGAACUUUGUCCACAGCAUGAAAUACAACACGGGGCUGCCGCGGGACUCGCGCUACGAGCGUCUUCUCCCUCUCCCUCCCCCACCCGCGACCGAGCAAUCGACCCCGAGCCCGCCGUCCGUGCCGGUCGGUCCGAUGACGUGCCAGCUCGUGCGCAGCAUCGGCAGCUGGAGCGGUGGCGCCGAGCACAGCAUCUACAACGCAUACGUCGACAUCAUCGCGCAGAGCGAGCACUUUGUGUACAUCGAGCAGCAGUUCUUCAUCACGUCGACGGGGUCGUGGCUGGGCACGGUGUGGAACCGGGUCGGGGAAGCCCUGGUGCAGCGCAUCCUGCGCGCCGUGCAGGAGCAGAAACGCUACAAGGUGUUCGUCGUCUUACCCUCCGUGCCGGCCUUUCCCGGCGACCUCCAGGCCCUGAUCUCCGGCCACCCGCCGCGCGCCAUCAUGAAGCUGCAGUACCAGUCCAUCUGCCGCGGCGGGGCCAGCAUCCUGGACAAGCUGCGCCAGGCCGGCGUCGACAACCCCCACGAGUACAUCCGCUUCUACAACCUGCGCAACUACGACCGCAUCAACGAGGGCGGCGUGCUGCAGCGCGCCGAGCGGGCCAGCGGCGUGGCAUAUCAACUCGCCAGCCAGGACCACGACGACAUGGUGGAUCCGUUCGGCCUGCGCGCGCAGCAGGAGGUGGGCGAGUUCGAGGCCGGCCCCGUCCCGGGGAAUCACCAGGCGUACGAGAAAUACCAGCGCGCCACGGGUGCGAACAACCAUGCACACAGUGCCUGGGAUACGGUCAGUCCGUGCUACAUGCUCGGGGGGGAGGACAUCCGCACGGUGCCCUGGACGACCACGGGGAGUGGCGGGGUGAAAGAAAUCGACGCCUUCGUCAGCGAACAACUCUACGUGCACUCCAAGGUGCUGAUCGCCGACGACCGCGUCGUGCUGUGCGGGUCGGCCAACCUCAACGACCGCUCGCUCAAGGGCAGCCGUGACUCGGAGAUGGCGCUGGUGAUCGAAGACCCCACGCCGCUACCGCGGGAAACAGCGGCCACCACCACCAUGCACGGCCAGCCGUUCCACCACCGCGCGAGUCGCUUCGCCGCGAGUCUGCGCCGGUACCUGUUCCGCAAGCACCUGGGCCUGCUGGCGCCGCAGGACAUGCGCGUGGCGGACGCGCACUGUACGCCCGCCGGCGCCGACACCGACAACGGGUACGAUUUCGGGAGCGCGGAGGACCUGCUCGUCGCGGACCCGCUGAGCGACGCGUUCCUGGCGCUCUGGAACGGCGUGGCGCGCGAAAACACCCUCGCCUUCCGCACCGUCUUCGCGCCCGUCCCCGACGACACCGUCCAGACGUGGCUCCAGUACCAGACGCAGUUCUGGAAGCAGUUCACGGGCGGCGGCGGCGGACCCGAUGGCUCGCUACGAGGCUUAUCAUUACACAUGGCGCAGUGGGGACACGUGCGCAAAGAUCAUUUUCCCGGCACUGACGCAGGCGUCGAGGCCGUCAAGGACGAACUGGCCAAGAUCCGCGGCACGCUCGUCGAAAUGCCCCUCGAGUUCCUGGCCCGCACGGAUAUUCAGAUCGAGGAUCCCGGGUAUAAUAUCAUCACGAGGCAGGGGUAUGUAUAA
This is a messenger RNA of Fonsecaea erecta, 2604 nucleotides long. RefSeq lists its product as hypothetical. Lineage: Eukaryota; Fungi; Ascomycota; Eurotiomycetes; Chaetothyriales; Herpotrichiellaceae. The transcript has 3 exons. Gene Ontology annotation, biological process: intracellular signal transduction; phosphatidic acid biosynthetic process; cell motility. The record is from RefSeq and is a predicted model, not a curated record. The coding region runs from base 1 to 2604 and encodes 867 amino acids. Gene Ontology annotation, molecular function: D-type glycerophospholipase activity.